GGUGUAUUCAUCCAACUGGGGACGGGUUCUGUUCUCUGGUUGAAAUUGCUCAACAACCAUGACUCGCGGAAAUCAGAGGGAGAAAGAUAGAGAAAGAGCUCAGGCUAGAAAAGCUGGGGGCAAGAAUGUUAAGGAUGAUGGUCUGACUCCGUUACAGCGCCGUGAGAGGGAUGCAAAAGCACUUCAAGAAAAGCAGGCAAAGAAAACGGCAUGUGACAGUAAAGGGAAUAAGGAUGCCAGCCUGAACAAGGAUGCAAAAGCACUUCAAGAAAAGCAGGCAAAAAAAGCAACACCAGCCGAAGGUGGUGUCAAUAAAGGGAUUAAGGACACUAGCAUUAACAAGGAUGCAAAAGCGGUUCAAGAAAAGCAAGUAAAUAAGGUGGUAGUAGCUGAUGGUGGUGACAAUAAAGGGGUUAAGGACGCUAGCAUUAGCAUGGAUGCCAAAACACUUCAAGAAAAGCAGGUAAAGAAAGUCACACCAGUUGAAGAUGGCGGCAGUAUAGAGAAUAAAGAUGCUAACGUGGACAAACAAUAAGUCUCUUCGUUUUUGAAGAGACUAGUGUUUCCGUCAACAAAUUUCUAUUCCAAUGCCUCUCUUGUAAAACUUUAUGUUUGGUGUAUCUCUUUUGCCUAUUCCCCAGAUAUGGCUAUUUGAGUUGAUUGUUCGUGUUUGAGUGUUUUCUCAGUUUGGGCAUGUGAAGAAAUUGCAAAGUUGUGUUUAAAACCUUUUUAAUUUUAACUGUGUGAAAAUAUUAUCAAUUUGGUACUUGGAAAUUGGAAUGGAUACGUUUGCAGAAUUGGAUCAG
Molecule: messenger RNA, 806 nt
Organism: Cuscuta europaea
Lineage: Eukaryota; Viridiplantae; Streptophyta; Magnoliopsida; Solanales; Convolvulaceae
Source: the annotation of a GenBank genome assembly